AUGAUACUAGUUACGAAUAAGACGUCCGGCAAGGUGAUGGUGCUCAAGAUGAACCAGCAACGUGCCAACAGGCCCAACAUGUUACGAGAGGUGCAGCUCAUGAACAAGCUCAAACAUCCAAACAUACUUGGGUUCAUGGGCGUGUGCGUACAUGAAGGGCAGUUACACGCACUCACGGAGUACAUGGAAGGUGGUUCCCUUGAGCAGCUGAUCCUUAGCCGGCCGCCGGAGCCCUUGCCGCAGCCCCUCAGGGUCUCCCUUGCAGCUGACGUAGCAGAAGGCAUGAUGUACCUACACUCCCUCGGUGUCUUCCAUAGGGAUCUUACUACUAAGAAUGUAUUAUUAAGAAAGUAUGGAGAAGGCGACUACAUGGCCGUUGUCGCUGACUUCGGCCUCGCAGCUAAAAUACCUCAUCCUGUGAACGGUUACAGGCUACCAAGCGUGGGGUCUCCAUGGUGGAUGUCCCCGGAAUGUCUUCGCGGACGGUGGUACGACCAUCGCUCAGACAUAUUCUCCUACGGGAUCAUUCUGUGCCAACUUAUCGCCAGGGUGGACGCCGACCCGGACGUGCUCCCCCGCACGGACAACUUCGGCCUCAACUACAUGGCGUUUGUGGAGCUCUGUGACGAGGACACCGUACCCGACUUCCUUAGACUCACCUUCAACUGCUGCAUCUAUGAACCAAAAGCGCGUCCGCUAUUCCCAGAAAUAGUGAGCAAGCUGGCCGAAGUGAAGGAGAGCCUCGAUGACGCUACCUGGGGCUCGCAUAGUACUAACAACCAUCAUGAGAGUGAGGAUGCAGAUUCAUCAGGUCCUCGGUCGUGUCCUGGCUUGUACGCGUGGCGGAGACCGCAGCGGUUCCGCUCCGAGGGCAGCCCGCGACACAACGACCACGACCAACGUCAGUAUACCACUCUGUACUCGGCCGCGCAUACAGCCAGCGCCCACUGUAACCAGUGUCGUAACCAGUCUCUGUCUGUACAGUGCAACACAGGCGCUCGCUGUCCGAACUGGAGUGGGGCGGCGCGGGCUGGCCCGGCCCCGCCGGCCCCGCCACCGCCGCCGCGCACCGCUCCGCCUGGGCGCUGGGGCCCGGCGCGGGGCCCGCGGGGGCCGCCCCGCCCCGCCUGGCGCGCCUGCACCGCCUGGCGCACAUCAUGCUGCUGCGGGGACGCGCACGCCGCGCCCACCGCCGCGCGCCGCCCGCUCGACACCUUCCGCGGCGUCAAGAAGAUCCUCGAGCCGCACCCGGGCUCGGCGUCCUGCGCCUCGCUGGCGUCCCCGCCGCGCGCCGCGUCCCGCGCCCUGGAGGCGGCGGACGACGCGCGCGCCGCCUCGCUGCCGUCCUCGCCCGCGCUGUCGCGCCGCGGCUCCCUCGACGCGCGCGCGCCGCGCUCUCCUGCGCACGAGCUGCGCCGCCGCGCUUCUUGCGAGAGCGGUAUCUUCUCCGUCGCCAAUGAGGAGCUGUGUCCCGCGCGGGCCGGGGCCAAACCCCGCGCCGCCGUCUGUCCUUGCUCUUUGGUGGGCUGCCACCGAUGUUGGUGGUGGCGCCGCGACCCCGACGUGAGCGAGGCGACCCCCGGCCCUGCGCCCACGGGCGAAGCUCGCGCUCGACUCUGUGCCGACUGCCUCUUACAAUACGAUCGCGCAUUAGACGCUCGGCCACCGCGCCGCGCGCCACUGGACGACUCCGCGCUGUCGGCGCCGUCGGGCUCGCUCCGCAGCCUGGACGAGGACGCGGCGACGUUCCUGUGCGGGCGGCGCGACGUGGAGGCGGAGGCGGAGGCGGGCGCGGCCGAGCUGUGCGAGUACCACAUCCUGGCGGCGUGCUGCUGCGCGGCGGGCUGGACGCGGCGCGCGCGCGCCGGGCCCAGCAAGCGCAGCUCCAGCGUGUACACGGACAGCUCGGAGGACGUGGCGUCGCUGGCCGGCUCCGACAGCCUGUACAUGGAGGAGCGCCUGCCGCGCGCGGCCCGCUCGCUGCAGAUCCGGCAGAUGGUGGAGUACUUCGAGCGCGCGGGCGCGGGGCAGCCGUGCGAGCGCCUCCGUCCGACGGCGCGGCUGCGGCUGGCGCCGCGCAAGGCGGCGGCGCGCCUGACGCUGUGCGAGGGCGCGGUGCGCUCGAAGCUCCCGUUGUUCGACAGCCGGUCCUAG
Molecule: messenger RNA, 2154 nt
Organism: Spodoptera littoralis (African cotton leafworm)
Lineage: Eukaryota; Metazoa; Arthropoda; Insecta; Lepidoptera; Noctuidae
Source: the annotation of a GenBank genome assembly